Messenger RNA from Heterocephalus glaber (naked mole-rat), 8144 nucleotides. It is a transcript of the gene Ptpru, whose product is annotated as protein tyrosine phosphatase receptor type U. Gene Ontology annotation, molecular function: protein binding; protein tyrosine phosphatase activity. NCBI's taxonomy places the organism in Eukaryota, Metazoa, Chordata, Mammalia, Rodentia, Bathyergidae. The record is from RefSeq and is a predicted model, not a curated record. Gene Ontology annotation, biological process: protein dephosphorylation. Gene Ontology annotation, cellular component: membrane.
UUCCCAAAUUGUGGCUGACAGUUGCUCAGGCGACCGCCAGCCAGAUUGGGGAGAUUAGCUGAGGAAUGUAGCUGGCCCAGUUUGAUCUGGGGCUGAGGAAGCUGGUGGGGUCCUGAGUUGAUUCAGCCCAAUCUUUUGGGGAGUCCUCCAUGGAGAUGGGGUGUCUAAGGAGGGCCUGGUCUUCUCCCUAUUCCCAAGCAAACUUAGACUAUGUCCCCAGGGCUUGGAUUAGCUGGGGGAAAUAAAGGAUGUGUGUAUGUGUGUGUGUGCGAACAUUUGAGUGUGCUGCUGUGUGUGUGUGUGAUGUGUACCUCUCUGAGUGUGAUUGGAGUGUGUGCUGUUUGCAUCCAGGGUGGGGACUUGAGGCCUCUUUCCUUACCAGUUCCAGAGUGGUGGCUUGGUCCUGAGCUCCCUCCUGAUCCUGUGAGACACCACCUGCCCCACUUAUAGCUGUAUUGCUCAUUUCAUCAGAAACUAGGCACUUUUCUGCACUUCAGGCACUUAAAAUGAGGCUGAACUCCUCACCCUGGCAUUUAAGGCUUUUCAUGAUCUGGACUCAGCCUCCCCUCCCUCCAGUUUCAUCUCUCAUUGCCUCAGCCAGUCUGGGCUCCUCUCUGUGCUGUGGGUGAACUGUUUGCCCACUGUCUUCCUUUGCUCAUGCCACCCUUUGCCCUGCCUGCCCUCCUACCCAUCUUUACUGGCUGGAGUGAUCGCUAUCUUUCAGCUCAGACUUCGCUUUCUACAGGGAGCUUUACAUCCAGCCCCCUCCGUCUUGUAGCCUGGACCCAUUUCUGCUUUGUCUCUUUUCCUCACCCCCACUCAGACUGGGAGGUCCCUGAAAGCAAGGUGGAGUCUUAAUCAUCUUGUGCCUCUAAUAGUGCCACCCUGGGAACUGCAGUGUACUGACAGGGAAUAAAUGUCUUGUGCAUGAAACUAACUAAAUUAACACAUGUAGCCAACAGCAUAUUAGGGCUUUAUUUUGUUUGUGCUUUGCUCCUUGAAUAAGGAGAGGCUGCUUAAAUUUGAGCUUCUCUACAUUGUAACUGUGUCGCCUUGGGCAAGCAACUGCCUGCCUCUGAGCCUCAGUUUCCAUCUGCAAAAUGGGAAGGAUAAAAGUAGUAACCUUCUGAGGUGCCGAGGAGUCCCUCCAAAGGCCGUCAUUGUGUAACUAGUGCCCCCUCGGGGUGGUGUUGGUCUGUGUAUGUGUCUGUGUUGGUGGAGUCGGGGAUCCCAGGCUAUCAAAGUCAGACUUAGUUUCUUCCCAGGUUAGCAGUCUCCAGUAGGAGUUGGGUCUCUAGCAAGAGCUGGGACGUGGCUUUGGGGCUCCUGGUCCCUGAGCUAUCCAGGCUGGAGGUGACAGGGUCUUUCCUAGUCCUGUGAUAGCCGAUAGUCCCAUCACUGGGUGAGCUGGGGAGAGGUGGGGUGGCCUCUGCUUUGGGAGCCUGACCUCAGAGGUGUUAUCCCUAGGGACUGAAGCUAGAACUGGGCCUGGCCAGAGACUCAGCUCUGGGGACAGCUGCAGAUCAGGGAGAGGUGUCGUUCUGGCUAAGGGGUCACUCUGGAUGGAAUCAGUCAUCCUGAGAAGUCAUCCUUGGCUGUGGUCAUCUACAGGGGUCAUUUGGCAAGAGGUCAGGACUCUGGCUGGAGUCAGCUGGUCUGGUGGUCACUUUGAGUGACAUCAGAUAGUCUAGGGAAUCGUCUGACAAGGGAUGAUCAGCUGGGAGCUGCUCUAAGCCUAUCUGAGGGUCACCAGUUUGGGUCAGUCUGAGGGUUUCUCUGCCUGAGGUCAGAUGGUCUGGAGUUACUCUGAGCAGAGACCUCAGUCUGGGCAUCAGUCUGAGAAGAUCAGCUGGUCUGGGAGUCCUGGUGGGUCACUGGGCUGGCUUAGGAUGUGCAGGAGGAAGCCAAGGAGCUGACACUCCCAGGCCCACCCCAGGGCCCUGGUGAGACAUCCUGGGGCAGCUGCCUUGUUCUGGUUAAGGAUCAGGAAGGACCUGAGCCCCAGCCAGGGCUCUAGAUCCUGGACUUUCCCUUUCUGCAGUCCCUGUGAUCAGUGAUUGGCUGAGACCCAUGGGGUCAGGCCCCACCCAGGCUGAAGUUAGCUAUCCCUCUCCUCUAUGAAGCCCUCCCUGACCAUUGCUCUUUUAGUGCUGUACCAUGGGUCCUUUUCUGAGGCCCUCCCAGUGUGGAUAGGGUUAAAACCCGCCUUCCACAGGCCACAGGGCAUGGUGCUGACCAAGGCUUUUCAAACAAAAAGGCGAAGAGCCCCUCUAGGGGCUGGCCCCAGCUCUGUGCUUCGUUCCAUCUAUUUGGUGCCAGCCUCAUGCCCACAUCUUACCACUUUACAUUUGGUUGGUGUCCAAGAGGAGCAAAGGGAGACCCAAAUGGUGGCAAGCUCCUUAGUGUCUCGCCACUUCAUGUAACCCACAUAACCCCAUAGAGAAGCCACUGCAAUAGCAAAACACACAGCUUCCUAAAAGUGAAGUCUCUUGCUGCAUAUUUUGACAAGCUAGCUAAGCUGUAUGGACCUUAUUGCCAACCAGAGGACCCACGUCUAAGCCAGUCUUCCUACCUGCCUCCCUUUCCCAUUUAAACUGUUUAUAUUGGUUCUGAAUUGUGGGAAUUUGCUUGCUGUAGUCAUACAUGAGAAAGCCACAUGGGACAGUGCUUUUGUGUGUCAGUUCCUUCAAGCAGAGACCUAGAUUGAUUGACUUUGGGCCAUGACUGAAUCCCCUUGAUGUUCAUCAAGUAGGAAUAGUGGUACUUGACUCGGAAGGUGAGGCCUCAGCCACACUCUGCGUUAGUGGUUCGCAUCCUGCAGGGCGGUGACUGUUGUUAUCUUUGAGAUACUGUUGAGCUGGUUUAGGGUGUUCAGCGUUCUGCAGGGCCUGGGGCCCACUCUGCCUGGCACAGUGAGGAUGGAGGAACACUGAGCUGGCUGCACCUUUGAAGAGACGAGUGACCCAGCAGUGCCCUGUGAGUACAGCCAGGCUCAGUAUGAUGACUUCCAGUGGGAGCAAGUGUGGAUCCACCCUGGCACCCGGGCCCCUUCGGAUCUCCCCCAUGGUGCCUACUUGAUGGUCAACGCUUCGCAGCAUGCCUCAGGCCAGCGGGCCCAUGUCAUCUUUCAGAGCCUGAGUGAGAACGACACCCACUGUGUGCAGUUCAGCUACUUCCUAUACAGCCGGGACGGGCACAGCCCUGGCACCCUGGGUGUCUAUGUGCGUGUUAAUGGAGGCCCCCUGGGCAGCACUGUCUGGAAUAUGACCGGAUCCCAGGGCCGUCAGUGGCACCAGGCUGAGCUGGCUGUCAGCACCUUCUGGCCCAAUGAAUAUCAGGUGCUGUUUGAGUCCUUCAUCUCCCCUGACCGAAGGGGCUACAUGGGCCUAGAUGACAUCUUGCUUUUCAGCUACCCUUGUGCAAAGGCCCCGCACUUCUCCCGCCUGGGUGACGUGGAGGUCAAUGCUGGGCAGAACGCAUCGUUCCAGUGCAUGGCGGCAGGACGAGCAGCCGAGGCAGAGCGCUUCCUCCUCCAGCGGCAGAGCGGGGCUCUGGUGCCCGCGGCCACUGUGCGUCACAUCAGCCAUCGGCGCUUCCUGGCCACUUUCACGCUGCCCGCCGUGGGCCGCGCGGAGCAAGACCUGUACCGCUGCGUGUCCCAAGCCCCGCGCGGCACUGGUGUCUCCAACUUCGCUGAGCUCAUCGUCAAGGAGCCCCCCACUCCCAUCGCACCCCCACAGCUGCUGCGUGCGGGCCCUACCUACCUCAUCAUCCAGCUGAACACCAAUUCCAUCAUCGGUGAUGGGCCGAUUGUGCGCAAGGAGAUCGAGUAUCGCAUGGCCCGUGGACCCUGGGCCGAGGUGCAUGCUGUCAGCCUGCAGACCUACAAGCUGUGGCACCUCGACCCUGACACAGAGUAUGAGAUCAGCGUGCUGCUCACCCGCCCAGGGGAUGGGGGCACUGGCCGCCCUGGGCCACCACUCCUCAGCCGCACGAAGUGUGCAGAGCCCAUGAGGGCCCCCAAAGGCCUGGCUUUCGCUGAGAUCCAGGCUCGCCAGCUGACCCUGCAGUGGGAGCCCCUGGGGUACAACGUGACACGUUGCCACACCUACACUGUGUCCCUUUGCUAUCACUACACCCCGGGCAGCAACCACAACCAGACCAUCCGUGAAUGUGUGAAGAUGGAGCGGGGUGCCAGCCGCUACACCAUCCGGAACCUGCUACCUUACCGCAACGUUCACGUGCGCCUGGUCCUCACCAACCCCGAGGGCCGCAAGGAGGGCAAGGAGGUCACCUUCCAGACCGACGAGGACGUGCCUGGUGGGAUUGCAGCUGAGUCCUUGACCUUCACACCACUGGAGGAUAUGAUCUUCCUCAAAUGGGAGGAGCCCCAGGAGCCUAAUGGCCUCAUCACCCAGUACGAGAUCAGCUACCAGAGCAUUGAAUCGUCAGACCCAGCGGUGAACGUGCCGGGCCCGAGGCGUACCAUCUCCAAGCUCCGAAACGAGACCUACCAUGUCUUCUCCAACCUGCACCCAGGCACCACCUACCUGUUCUCCGUGCGAGCCCGCACAGGCAAAGGCUUCGGCCAGGCAGCACUCACCGAGAUCACCACCAACAUCUCAGCUCCGAGCUUUGAUUAUGCCGACAUGCCGUCGCCCCUGGGCGAGUCUGAGAACACCAUCACCGUGCUGCUGAGGCCGGCACAGGGCCGAGGUGCACCCAUCAGUGUGUACCAGGUGAUUGUGGAGGAAGAACGGCCAAGGAGGUUGCGGCGGGAGCCAGGUGGCCAGGACUGCUUCCCAGUGCCUCUGACCUUCGAGGUGGCACUAGCUCGUGGCCUAGUGCACUACUUUGGGGCUGAACUGGUGGCCAGCAGCCUGCCUGAGGCCAUGCCCUUCACGGUGGGUGACAACCAGACAUAUCGUGGCUUCUGGAACCCACCACUUGAGCCCAGGAAGUCCUAUCUCAUCUACUUCCAGGCAGCAAGCCAUCUGAAAGGGGAGACCCGGCUGAAUUGCAUUCGAAUUGCCAGGAAAGCUGCCUGCAAGGAAAGCAAGAGGCCCCUAGAGGUGUCCCAGAAAUCAGAGGAGAUGGGGCUCAUCCUGGGCAUCUGUGCAGGGGGACUUGCGGUCCUUAUCCUGCUCCUGGGGGCCAUCAUUGUCAUCAUUCGAAAGGGGAGGGACCACUACGCCUACUCCUGCUACCCGAAGCCUGUGAACAUGGCUAAGGCCACUGUCAACUACCGCCAGGAGAAGACACACAUGAUGAGUGCUGUAGACCGGAGCUUCACAGACCAGAGCACUCUGCAGGAGGAUGAGCGGCUGGGCCUGUCCUUCAUGGAUGCACCAGGCUACAGCCCCAGGGGAGACCAGCGCAGCGCUGGGGUCACAGAGGCCAGCAGUCUCCUGGGGGGCUCGCCGCGGCGUCCGUGUGGCCGGAAGGGCUCUCCUUAUCACACGGGCCAGCUGCAUCCUGCAGUCCGCGUAGCAGACCUUCUGCAGCACAUCAACCAAAUGAAGACGGCUGAGGGCUAUGGCUUCAAGCAGGAGUAUGAGAGCUUCUUUGAGGGCUGGGAUGCCACAAAGAAGAAAGACAAGCUCGAGGGUGGCCGGCAGGGAUCGAUGCCUGCUUAUGAUCGGCACCGAGUGAAACUGCACCCGAUGCUGGGAGACCCCAAUGCUGACUACAUUAAUGCCAACUACAUAGACAUUCGGAUAAAUCGCCAAGGUUAUCACAGAUCAAAUCACUUCAUAGCCACUCAAGGGCCGAAGCCCGAGAUGAUCUACGAUUUCUGGCGUAUGGUGUGGCAGGAGCACUGCUCCAGCAUCGUCAUGAUCACCAAGCUGGUAGAGGUGGGCAGGGUGAAGUGCUCACGGUACUGGCCAGAGGACUCAGACAUGUAUGGGGACAUCAAGAUCACACUGAUGAAGACAGAAACAUUGGCCGAGUAUGUUGUGCGCACUUUUGCCCUGGAGCGGCGAGGCUACUCUGCCCGGCAUGAGGUCCGCCAGUUCCACUUCACAGCAUGGCCAGAGCAUGGUGUCCCCUACCAUGCCACUGGGCUGUUGGCCUUCAUCCGGCGUGUCAAGGCCUCCACACCACCGGAUGCUGGGCCUGUGGUCAUCCACUGCAGCGCGGGCACUGGCCGCACAGGCUGCUACAUCGUCCUGGAUGUGAUGCUGGACAUGGCGGAGUGUGAGGGUGUUGUGGACAUUUACAACUGCGUGAAGACCCUAUGCUCCCGGCGUGUCAACAUGAUUCAGACCGAGGAGCAGUACAUCUUCAUCCAUGAUGCAAUCCUGGAGGCCUGUCUGUGUGGGGAGACCACCAUCCCUGUCAAUGAGUUCAAGGCUACGUACAGGGAGAUGAUCCGCAUUGACCCUCAGAGUAAUUCUUCCCAGCUGCGGGAAGAAUUCCAGACGCUGAACUCGGUCACUCCACCACUGGACAUGGAGGAAUGCAGCAUCGCCUUGCUGCCACGGAACCGUGACAAGAACCGAAGCAUGGAUGUCCUGCCACCAGACCGCUGCCUACCCUUCCUUGUCUCUACUGACGGUGACCCCAACAACUACAUCAAUGCGGCCCUGACUGACAGCUACACGCGGAGUGCGGCCUUCAUCGUGACCCUACAUCCGCUGCAGAGCACCAUGCCUGACUUCUGGCGGCUGGUCUACGACUAUGGGUGCACCUCCAUCGUUAUGCUCAACCAGUUGAACCAGUCCAACUCGGCCUGGCCCUGCCUGCAGUACUGGCCAGAGCCAGGUCGGCAGCAGUAUGGCCUCAUGGAGGUGGAGUUUGUGUCUGGCACAGCAGAUGAAGACUUGGUGGCCCGAGUCUUCCGGGUGCAGAACAUCUCUCGGAAACGGGGGUGGCCGCAGCGGCACCUUCUGCGCCUGCGCCACGGUCCUGGAGAUGAUCCGAUGCCACAGCCUAGUGGAUGUUUUCUUUGCUGCCAAAACCCUCCGGAACUACAAGCCCAACAUGGUGGAGACCAUGGAUCAGUACCACUUUUGCUACGAUGUGGCCCUGGAGUACCUGGAAGGGCUGGAGUCAAGAUAGCAGGGCCCUGGCCUGGGGCACCCACUGUGCACUCAGGGCCAGGCCCAGCAUACCCAGCUGGAGAGGAGGACCUGUGCCCCCAAAUCUGCUCAGCCAUAGCCUCAUGGGGAAAGCUCUGGAGUGGGUGCUGGGCCAUCUUUGUGGCCUCUUCCACCGUGGGCAGAGCCUUUCAAUACGUCCACGGGCAAGUUGUGGCCAAGGAGGAGCUUAGCAAGACUGCAGCCCAGCCCCACCUCCAGAGGGUCCUAUAGGGCCAGCUCUGGGGGGCUCAGGCCAAGCCUCUGACUAUCUCAGCCAUUGGUAGAGAAGAGUGAGGCCUUGCAGAGAGAGCAUCCCAGGCGAAGAUUUCUGCCCAGCAUGGCCCCUUCUACACUUGAGUGGAGGGUGCACCGAGGCUUGGCAUCUGGCCCCUGAGGGUUCUGGGCAGGCUGGGCUCUGCCCUGAUUUACCUGUGGGAUACAUUGACCAUCCUCUUCAGGGGAACUGCAGUGCCCUCUCCACCCCACUGCCUCCUGCAGCCCCUGGGGUGUUUUGCUCACCAUCCCUCCUCACUUCUGCUUCUCUGAUAUGUGCUCUGAGCUUCCCGGAACCAGGAUCUGCCCAUGCCUUCCAUGCCCCAUGUGGGGCUCCUCCCUGCCUGAACCAGUGUCUGCAGAAUGAAGUCACCUCAGUCCUCUCUUCCCAUAGCCUUCAGGCCUCUGUGGCUUGGUUCUGCUCAGCUCGGGCCAGUGACAAUCUUCGAGGUUGAACCAGAAUCCCUGGGGUUGGGGCCCCUAUGGCUUCCAGUCAGGCUGCCCAUUGGGGAGGGGGCAGUCCUAGAGCAGGGCUGGUCCCAACUCCUAGAGUUCAACUCUGGGAUGGAGGAUCAGUGCUUUUUUUGGGGUUUAUUUUGUUAUUUUGAUGGGUGGGUGGGAAGGUCUCUUUAAAGUGGGGCAGGCCACACCCCCAUUUCGUGCCUCAAUUUCUCCAUCUGUAAACUGUAGAUAUGACUACUGACCUACCUCACAGGGGGCUGUGGGGAGGCAUAAAGUAAUGUUUGUAAAGCGCUUUGUAAAUAAAUGUGCUCUCUGAAUGCCACCAAA